AUGCCAACACUUCUGAACAAGGAGGUAACUCAUGAUGUGGCUUUGAUCCUAUUCCUUGCUGUGUUUGCGGGAGUCUACUGGGUGUUCACCUCUUUGCUCCAAUAUCUGCGUCUGCGCCACAUACCUGGACCACCUCUUGCGGCAUGGACGAACUUCUGGCUCAUGCAACAGUUGAACGGCUCGGAGAAAUUCUACGACGUGAAGAAAAGGUUGCAUCAAAAGUAUGGGCCCGUUCAACGUUACGGACCCAACAGAGUAAUGUUCAGUGAUGUCUCGGCUGUGCACUCCGUGCUUCCGGCAUCGCACAUUCUCCCAAAAGCGGAUAGCUACGCUCCGCUCAAAGCAUCAAUCAACGGUCAGGAGGUUGCAUCUUUUCUCGCCAUCACCGACGAUGAAAAGGCCGCACGGUUGAAGCGCUUCCUGCAUCCAACUUUCAGCCCUAACGGUGUCUUGAAGUAUGAGCAACAUAUUGAUCAUACCGUAUUCGAACUCAUCAGCCAUCUACACAACGUCGGGCCUACGACAGAUCUUGCUCCUUGGUUCGGUUGGUUUGCAUUCGACACCAUCACUCGCAUCGGCUUCAGCGAGGACCAAGGGUUCAUGAGACAGCAAGCAGACAUCGGUGGUGCGGGCAAAGCAGCUCAGCAAAGGUUCGCUCAUUGGAUCUUCUACUGGACUAUGCCUUGGCUUGAAGCACUGUUGUACAAGAACUGGUUUGCGAAGAACCGUAAUACGACAACGCGAUCAGGGCUUGUGAAGCUAGCCUCACGCGUUGUCGAAAGCCGCAAGGACAAAGAAGGGCUGGGCACUCACAAUGAUCUGCUUGAUCUGUAUAUGGAGUCUGGCCAAAAGGACCCUCAACUAUAUACGCCAGCCGCUGUGCUCGGCCUAACCAUGACGACCAUUCACGCUGGAGCAGAGACGACUGCUUAUACGUCAGCUAUCUGUAUGUAUCUCAUCCUUCGAGAUAGGCGAGUACACGAUACGUUGAGAGCCGAGUUGGAAUCUGCAGCACCAAGAUCUGGAGCAGAGUGGGAGCUGCCCGAAAUGUCUGUUCUGCGGAAGCUACCCUAUCUCGAUGCUUGUAUCAGAGAAUCAGCACGUCUGAAACCCUCUAGCAACAUCAUGGCCGAACGUGUCGUCAACAGCGACGAUGCUGUUAUCGCUGGCGUACCGAUCCCGAGAGGCACAAUCGUGGCCAUGAAUAACGCUGGCCUAAACACAAAUCCCGAUAUCUGGGGCUCAGACGUCGAGGUAUUCAGACCAGAGCGCUGGCUUGAGGCUUCCGAAGAACAACGAGUGCUGAUGCAUCGCGCCGAUCUCACCUUUUCUGCUGGUAAGCGUAUGUGUCUCGGCUUGAAUGUCGCUUGGUUGGAGAUGAAGAAGGUCAUUCCCGCCUUGAUCAUGAACUUUGAGAUCGAAUUAGUCCACCCCGAAGACGAUUUGAAGCAGACAUCUGGGGUCUUUGGCGUUCCGCAAGAUAUCAAAGUCAACAUUCGGCCUCGCUUGAGAGUUUGA
Aureobasidium namibiae CBS 147.97 is the source of this 1518-nucleotide messenger RNA. RefSeq names its product cytochrome P450. The coding region runs from base 1 to 1518 and encodes 505 amino acids. The transcript has 3 exons. NCBI's taxonomy places the organism in Eukaryota, Fungi, Ascomycota, Dothideomycetes, Dothideales, Saccotheciaceae. The record is from RefSeq and is a predicted model, not a curated record. Gene Ontology annotation, molecular function: iron ion binding; monooxygenase activity; heme binding.